This is a messenger RNA of Aspergillus lentulus, 645 nucleotides long. RefSeq lists its product as uncharacterized. NCBI's taxonomy places the organism in Eukaryota, Fungi, Ascomycota, Eurotiomycetes, Eurotiales, Aspergillaceae. The record is from RefSeq and is a predicted model, not a curated record.
AUGAAGAUGGCCGCAGCAUUGGACCGCCUCCCAACAGAGAUCCUACCUGGGAUUCUGAAAUUUCUGGGCUGCCAUUGCAGCGGGAAACACCUUCCGGAACCACCAGAUGCGUAUAUUCGUGGCGACCGGCAGGAGCAAGCAGCCAUCUGUCCGCAACUGCGGAAACUCAUCAGCAAGGACGAGGCGGACGCCCUCCGGGUGGUGGCACACGCAUCAGGGAUUGAAGAACUGCAGCUUCUCUCAGCUGCUGACCUGCUUACUUCCCUACGACUGCAGCGAUCACUUUCAGCUGUCAAUGCGGUGCGAUAUCUCAGCCGCCACCGCGCAACACUUGAAUCUCUGCAUCUUGACCUUCGAAAGCGGGGUCACACCCAAGAUGGCCCGGAGCCACGGGCUAUCUUCAGCCUUCGAGAGUUCACUGCGCUGAAACAUCUGUUUCUUAACUUGGACGAGUUCUACACCCGGUUCUGGGCAGGGUCUCAUGGAGGAGAUCCAGAACUGCUCGUCCAACUUCUUCCUCCUGGCAUCACAUCGAUACAUCUAACGCGCCAUAUCACGGGGGGAGCUUCCUCGCCUGGAGGAAAGCCUGCUGGACCUUGCUCACGCUGCUUCGAGCGGCCAAUUCCCGAGGCUGGCGCAGGUUAG